UAUUUUUAGUGUCAUUGCAUUUUGAUAUCAACAUGAUCAUUUUGCUGUUAUUUGAAUGUAGUUUGCUUACAUUUGUUGAAUAGCAGCAGCAACAAAAUUCCGCCAGCAUUUUGAUCAGUCUAACAACGGUACAUAUUCUUUUGUUUAGCUGGUGAACAAAUGCAAAAUUAUGACGGACGGAGUAAAUGUGGGACAAAUACAAUGUACUUCAAUGAAAGGAAGAAAUGGAAAAGAUGAUGAUGGAAAAGGAAUUAGUCAAUUGCUGAAUAGUUACAGCGACAGGGAGUUCAACCUGAUUACCCAAUUCUACUGUGAGAGAUUGGAGGAUGCAAUAUUAGACUUGGUGGAGAGCAUUGCCCUGACAUUAACAGCAACUGGUUCAUUGAGCAAUGGAAAUUACGCUUAUAUCUGUAAUCUGUCAGAGCAUCAACAGAGAAAGGAAGCAACAAAACAUCUUCUGAACACAGUGACCAAAACCAAUGGCUGCAGAGAACGAAUAUUUUGGGAAACAUUGGUGAAAAUGCAAGAAUCAAAGCCAAAACUGAAACUCAUUCUGAAAGAAAUUCAGAGCAGAGGUUUUGACUUGCUUUAUAAUGCAUGCAUCGGAGAGAUGGAAGGAGAGGUAUCAGAUCACCUCAAAGGUAUACAAGAUCAACACAAGCAACACCUCCUCCACCAAACCGAGCAUGUGGUCAAACACACCAUCAAAGGAGACAGCAAAAUAACGACCAUUUCCCUCACUGAUCGAUAUACAGAGCUUAUCAUUAUUUCCACUCUGCGUGAACGGAGACUAGUGGAACAUGAGCUCCUUUCCAGAGGCAGGGAACAUGAAGAAUGGCAGCGGAAGUACGUCACCAGCGAACUUGAAAAAAUCCGGAUUGAUCAAUUAUUCAGGAGCAGUUUUGGCCACUCCAGCCUGUCUGGCACCACGGUGGUUAGCGGAGUGGCUGGCAUUGGUAAGACAACAAUGGUGCAGAGGAUGGUCCAUGAAUGGGCAGCAGGAAACAUCUAUCCUCAGUUCCAAUUUGUUCUACAUUUCACAUUUCGAAAUCUUAAUGCCAUCAACAGAGCCGUUUGUCUGACUGAAAUGGUAUUGGAUCAGUAGCC
Molecule: messenger RNA, 1107 nt
Organism: Chiloscyllium plagiosum (whitespotted bambooshark)
Lineage: Eukaryota; Metazoa; Chordata; Chondrichthyes; Orectolobiformes; Hemiscylliidae
Source: RefSeq, a predicted model, not a curated record